AUGAUUACGGACUCGGAGCCGCACUGGAUGACAAUGGCGCGCCUGGAGAGGUUGAAGAGGAACCCGCGGUUCAGCCAUCUGCGCCAAGCACCACCACUGCCGCUGGUUCUCGCCAUUCCACUGCCAGAAAUGCACCACGGGGAUAUCCUGGAGCGCAUCCCCGCAUGGCGCCAUGACGUGGCAGCACUUAAGGCAAAGUUCAACCGCCUCAAGGCGGAGUGGCGUCGCAUCAACGACCGCAUCAAGCGAUCAGGAGAGGGACACGUCACAAACCUGCCGCCAUGGUACCAUCUCGACGAGCGCCUUUGGGGUGAGCGCCCAAGCACCGUACCCUCUGUCCUUGCAAGUACCGGCCUCCCUCCUGCUGGUAGGGCGACGGCGCGUUCUGCUCCCCCGACCGCGACCAACACCCGCGCCACACCAACAACAGUCCCUUCUACGUUGCCAUCUGGGACUACUAUCCCGACUGUGGCGGCGCCUCUACCCCUGUCUUCAAGCACCACGCCGACUACUGCCGCGCGCACCGUCACCGCUCCCCUGUCCAGGGUUGGUGCGCUCACGACGCCGGCAUCGAAUGACUCCGCGUCGGCCCCGCUAAUGCAACGAACCACCCUGCCGCGUCCUCCUGCUCCCGUCGCUGUGAAUAUUCCAACCGUCGUCCCCGCGCCGUCCCCCUCCCCCAGCCGCAAUGCCGAGCCUGGCUCUCCCGGUCAAGAUGCUGGCGCCCUCGCUCCGUCUCGUCACACAGCCGAGACUCCACUCUCGCCAGACACCAUCACACCGAGCAACGGCGGCUCCCCAAGCGGCGGUACGCACCCUUUAGGUGCGACGACGAGUAUCUCUAUCCGCGGACGGCGCCUCACUUGGGGAGCGCGCCCUUCGUCUAAUGGCGGGGAGGGGUGUUCAAGGAAUGCGUGGUGGCAGUACCCACGCAAGCAAGACGCCGAGACGGAUGGGAAGAAAAAGAAUGCCGCAAAGCGCAUAGUUGGCCGCAAGGCAGCCGAGCAGAAGAAACCGUCAACCACGGCUGAGUUGGUAGGGGAUCUAGGGGAUCAUUUUGACAAACGGCAGGAUGAGAAGUGGGAGGAAUUCAAAUCACUUACCCGGGAGGUGUUUCGUGGGUACGCGGAUGAGCGGCACAGUAGGAGGCGUAGAUCGCCGCAGUCCACCUCCUCAUCCGAAGACGAGGAGUGA
Closterium sp. Yama58-4 is the source of this 1194-nucleotide messenger RNA. The record is from the annotation of a GenBank genome assembly. NCBI's taxonomy places the organism in Eukaryota, Viridiplantae, Streptophyta, Zygnematophyceae, Desmidiales, Closteriaceae.